Parus major (Great Tit) is the source of this 3551-nucleotide messenger RNA. Its product is annotated as retinoic acid-induced protein 3-like. Gene Ontology annotation, biological process: G protein-coupled receptor signaling pathway. Gene Ontology annotation, cellular component: plasma membrane; intracellular membrane-bounded organelle; signaling receptor complex. The record is from RefSeq and is a predicted model, not a curated record. The transcript is spliced from 5 exons. Gene Ontology annotation, molecular function: G protein-coupled receptor activity; protein kinase activator activity. NCBI's taxonomy places the organism in Eukaryota, Metazoa, Chordata, Aves, Passeriformes, Paridae. Bases 1233 to 2294 code for a protein of 353 amino acids.
AAUUCCUUAAUCAGGAUAAUGAAAUACUCCCAGUGAGUAAUAUUUAAAAUAACAAAUGAAGUCAUGAACACAUUGGAUAUACGCGAGGAUUUAGAUGGGGUUGUGCUGAUAGGUGUGUCUGGCCAGAGGCAUAAAAUGUAGAGCAAGGGGGAAUUUGUCAUUGCCUUUGCUCAAUUAAUCGUUUGGGCCAGCAAUUUGGACAAAGUGACUCAGUGCUCGCGAGCAGGCAGAAGCGAGCCUUCGGAAAGCAAGGCUGCUCUGAGCGAGACAAAGAAAGCUGUCCCUUUCAGGAAAGAAGCCGCUGGCUCUCACUGGCACGGGUGGAAGAGUGGCACAAGCAGAGCAGACGCAGCACCCAUCGAGAGCCCCGAGGAAACAAAACCAUCUCUGGCUCCGGGCUUGCUCUGGCCACCUCGGGCCGGUUCUCACACCACAGCCUCCUCGUCGCCUACUCAGCCAGCAGAUUACCUGGCGAGAAAGCAGGCAAAGAGACAAAAGGCUGGGAGCAGGGAGGGGACGCACGGCUAUUCAUAGUGGCGGUCCCCACCCUGGGGUGCCAGGAGUCAGCCAGGGGAGCAGCUUAUCGGGUGUCCUUAUCGGGUGCCCGAGUGAGCAGCGCUCGGCGCGGGCCCAGGGCUCCAUCUCCACCCCGGCUCAGGGGUGAGUGCCCCGCUGACGUCAGGAGCCCUUACUUCAUUUCCUGGCACAGGGGCCCAAUUUUCACAGCCGUGUCCUGUGGGAGAGGAGAGGAGAGGCGGUGGAACUGGAAUAGGCGUGCUCAGCCCCACCUCCUCAGCCCUCCAGCUGUUAAAGCUCCCAAGGAGGGCGAGCGCGGAGCUGCUGCUCGGCCGGGCUUGCGGCAGCGGAGGCGCCCGGCUCCUGGUGUGCUGGAAAAGUGCCGCUCCUAGACGGAGCCUCCCCGCCGCCUUCAGCAGGCGGCACCCAGAAAGACUCCUCACGAAGAAACUCGGUGGUUACUUCUCACACGAUGAACAGCAUUGGCUCUGACAUGUCAGGCCUCCAGUCAGUGCAAGGCAGUAUCCUGGGAGGAGGCCGAGCUCUUUGAGACACUCCUUAUUGCUACGCUGCUGUGAAGAAGGAGGAAUAUGAGUUCGGGGCUAGUGGUUGGUGGCCUGUAUUUGCUGUUGAAUUUGGAGUGAGAAGGGCUGUGCUGGAGGCAUCCGGGUUAGUUAUCCGCAAGCUUUGGAGAGGUUGUUCAAGAAGGCGAGAAGAUGACAACGUCACCUCCCCCAGGCUGCGGCAGCAUCGGUGCUGACUACCACCUGCUCUGUGACACAGAGAAGGCCUGGGGGAUUGUCCUGGAGUCGCUGGCUGCAGCAGGCAUCCUCAUCACCAUUUUCCUCAUCUGCUCGCUCUUCUUCCUCAUCUGCAAAGUCCAAGACAACAGCAAGCGGCACAUGAUCUCCGUCUAUUUUUUCUUUCUUUUAGGCACACUCGGCGUUUUUGGUCUCACUUUUGCCUUCAUCAUUAAACUCAAUGACAAGACUCGUCCCACUCGCUUCUUCCUAUUUGGAGUCAUCUUUGCUCUCUGCUUCUCGUGCCUCCUCACCCACGCCUGCAACCUCAACAAACUAGUGAGAGGAAGAAAGCCCUUCUCCUGGCGGGUGCUGCUGCUCUUCAUUGUUUCCUUUGCCCUGGUACAAGUUGUGAUCAGCAUUGAGUACUUAGUCACCAUGUUAGUAAACCAGAGAGAGGAAUUCCUGAAUAUGUCUCGGGAGAGUACCAACAAGGACUUUGUCAUGCUUCUGAUCUACGUGCUCUUCCUGAUGGCUCUGACCUUCUUGGUUUCCAUGUUCACGUUCUGUGGGUCAUAUAAAAGCUGGAAGAGGCACGGGGCGCACAUCUUUGUCACUGUCCUGUUCUCCAUUGCCAUCUGGAUAGUGUGGAUCACCAUGCUCAUAAAAGGCAACACGGUUUUAGGCAAAAAAAUGUGGGAUGAUCCUGUUGUAGCCAUUGCUCUGGUGUCCAAUGGCUGGAUUUUCCUGAUAAUGUAUAUUGUCCCCGAAAUUUGUUUCCUCACUGCUCCUCUGAAGCUGGAGGACUACCCUCCAGAAAAUGACUUUUGCCAGCCCAGGUUCAUAAAGCAGGCAACUGGAGUGGACAACCGUGCCUACACCCAGGAUGAAAUUGUGCAAGGAGACCUCAACUACUCCCCGUACGCUUCUCACUUUCAGAUGAAGGCCAUUGAACCCCAGAAUGAUUUCUCCAUCCCUCGCCCCAAGGCCCGGACAAGCCCUUACCAUGACUACACUGGUGGGAAAAGCCCCAUGUAGCAGCUCCACAGUGAGCAGAGACUAAGUGUCCCUCAGCAGAGGCAUGGGGCCAUGUGGUGACAAGUGAGAUGAUCCUGCAGAAGAGUCAACCCACACCAGCAAAAAGGGAGAGAGAUCCUCUUUCCCCCACACAGGCACCUUUUUAGCUCCCUGUUAUUCUUCAAACAUAGCUUUCAGACACAGCCCUGGCCAUCCUAUCCCUGCUCACUCUGUCUCCGUGGAAUGAAGCUCCUCUCUUCUGAUGGACGAGCAUCCUGGCCUGUUUUCAGCAGGAAUGCUGGAGAAGCAGGGAGAUCAUCAGCUGGGUCUGUGACUGGCUUUGCCCCAGACAGGACUUGCUUUAAUCAGCUCAUGGGGAUGCCUGCAUCCCCCAUGUGAUGGGAGAAGAGGAAGGACCAGGAGCAUCAGCCCUACACAUUCCUUCCUCCUGCCCACCCGCAAAGACAUCUCAGGUACUACUGAGGACAUUUUAUCUAUCCACUGUUAUUUUGUGCUCACUCCCAGCCCUGCCUGGCUGUCCUCCAGAGAUCAGUGGAGAAGAGACAGAGAGAGAGAGAAAGCAUUCCUUUUUUUCAUCUUCAUAUUUGCUUCCAGCACCUUCUUCAUCAUCUAGGGACCAUGCUGGAGAUGGGGAAGAAAACUUAAAAGACAUAAACCCAUCUACACCAAUUUACCCUGACAAUCCAUGUUCUAACAGCUUUCUUUCCAGCUCUGCCUUCUACCCUUGUGCCCCAGCUGAGCUCCCCAAGAUGCCUGCCCCCCUGCAAACUCUGCCUCCAUACCCUGGCCACUCCAGGCUGGGAUCCCCAAAGACAAAGACUCUUCCACGUGGCUCCUUGCAACACCCUGGUAGGAUAUAAUCCUGUGAGCCCUGGGUUUUGGCCUCUUCCUGAGCAUGUCUGUGACAUUAGAACAAACAUUUCCCAAGCAGCCAGGUUGCAGAGGGCAGACCCUCUUCCUCCCAGGCAUGAGUGAGCAAAAGUGUGUGUGUGUGUGUGUGUGUGUGUGUGUGUGUGUGUGUGUGUGGUGUGUGGACUGCACCCUGUUGAUGAGCAAUGAGUCUGCAGAGCUGAAUCAUUCUGUAACCUGCUUUGCAUUUGAUAAAUGGCUUUCCAUGGUAUUUCAUGUGUAACUACAGAGAGCUCUCCAAGUGGGUGUGUGUGGUACACUGGCGUCUGACACAGCUUUAUAUUUAUUUAGUACUUUGUAUAUGGACUGUUUAAUUAAUAAAACUCCAAACUGCCUGACUACGAGAAA